AAACCCUAACUCUCUCUCUCCUGCAUAAAUCCCCUCUUCCUCUCUGCCGUUCUCCUCUCCCUUCCGAACCCUAGCAAGCCGCAGGUCGAGCGAGGAGGAGGAGGGAUCAUCGAAAAAUGGGAGCUUACAAGUACGUGUCGGAGCUAUGGAGGAAGAAGCAAUCGGAUGUGAUGAGGUUCCUGCAGAGGGUCCGAUGCUGGGAGUAUCGCCAGCAUCCGUCCAUUGUUCGGGUCACUAGGCCUACCCGACCCGAUAAAGCCCGUCGCCUCGGCUUCAAAGCCAAGCAGGGUUACGUGAUUUAUCGUGUCCGUGUCAGACGUGGUGGCCGUAAGAGGCCGGUGCCCAAGGGUAUCGUCUAUGGUAAACCGAAGAAUCAAGGUAUCACUCAACUCAAGUUCCAGAGGAACAAGCGCUCAGUUGCUGAGGAGAGGGCUGGACGUAAGCUGGGUGGGCUGAAGGUCCUCAACUCCUACUGGAUUAAUGAGGACUCAACCUACAAAUACUUCGAGGUCAUUCUUGUUGACGCCGCUCACAAUGCUAUCCGCAAUGACCCAAGAAUCAACUGGAUCUGCAAGGGCGUUCACAAGCACCGUGAACUUCGCGGGCUUACAUCUGCUGGAAAGAAGUACAGAGGUCUCAGAGGAAAAGGUCAUCUUUACCACAAGAACAGGCCAUCUCGCCGGGCAACCUGGAAGAGGAACCAGACCAAGUCCCUCCGCCGAUACCGCUGAGCCUCUUGCUGCUGAGUGUCGAAGUUUACUCGUCUGUUCUUUUGAUACUCUAUUCAAGUGCGAGUCUUGUAGUGGGGAGUUACUUGAGGUUUCUAGGUUUUGUCUCAUGGACAUGGGGGUUUUUGGGGUUGGAUCGUUAGGAAGUUUGAUGCAUUAUUGUUGUUUUGGACUAUUGCUGGAUGUGAAAUGCUCUAGUUUCUUGAUGCCUUGUUAUUUAUCUACUAUAAUUGCGGAGUUUCAGUGUACUUCUAUUUAUAUUUUGAAAUGUUAUGCAUCUGUUUGUUUG
Messenger RNA from Asparagus officinalis (garden asparagus), 1017 nucleotides. Its product is annotated as 60S ribosomal protein L15-1. Gene Ontology annotation, biological process: cytoplasmic translation. NCBI's taxonomy places the organism in Eukaryota, Viridiplantae, Streptophyta, Magnoliopsida, Asparagales, Asparagaceae. The transcript has 4 exons. Gene Ontology annotation, cellular component: ribosome; cytosolic large ribosomal subunit. The record is from RefSeq and is a predicted model, not a curated record. Gene Ontology annotation, molecular function: structural constituent of ribosome; RNA binding. The coding region runs from base 117 to 731 and encodes 204 amino acids.